This is a messenger RNA of Gadus morhua (Atlantic cod), 2662 nucleotides long. It is a transcript of the gene foxj1a, whose product is annotated as forkhead box J1a. Gene Ontology annotation, cellular component: nucleus. NCBI's taxonomy places the organism in Eukaryota, Metazoa, Chordata, Actinopteri, Gadiformes, Gadidae. The record is from RefSeq and is a predicted model, not a curated record. The coding region runs from base 386 to 1741 and encodes 451 amino acids. Gene Ontology annotation, molecular function: DNA-binding transcription factor activity, RNA polymerase II-specific; RNA polymerase II cis-regulatory region sequence-specific DNA binding. The transcript has 3 exons. Gene Ontology annotation, biological process: regulation of transcription by RNA polymerase II.
GGAGAGCUGUUUACAAGGGGGUGUCGCGUUUCUAUGGUUGCUGGACAAACCUCCUGAACCAGGUAUUAAACUGCCCCCCCAGGGAUGCUUUAGUGGUUGCCACCGUGAUCUAGACCUCCAUUCAACACGACGGCUGGAGACGCGCGGAACAGAGCGCCAACAGACGCCCAGAGAGACGGGCUAGAGACGGGCUAAGUGACGGUCCAACUGGAGGAAUUCUCCAUCUCCACUUUCAACAGGUGCCCAACUGACGACUUUCAACGGAGAAUGCAAUAACCGCUCGAUUGCGAAAAUAAAUUGUUUGCUUCCUUCUCCUCAACGUUAUACGCAAUAAAAGACAACGGAAGCUCGCAGAAGGGAAGCGCUGGGGGGCCGUCGAGACAAGAUGUCCGCGAGCUGCGAGGACUCGGUCGGGCUUGAGGCGGAGCUGCUGAACGCAGCCGCCCACGCGGAGGAGCUCGACAACAACAAUAACAACAACAGCAACAACAACAACAACAACAUUUUCCAAAGCAACCAGGACAGCCUCUGUCUGGACGACAGCCUGACCAGCCUCCAGUGGCUGCAGGAAUUCUCCAUCCUGGGACCCCAUGGGCCCUCACCACCCCCCCACCAACAGUCCUCCCUGCUGGGCCAGGAAGCACCCUCCUCCCCGCUGGCCGCCGACCCCGCCUGCGGCGGAUGCAUGCCCCUCACACCCGGGAAACCCACGUCCGCCGCCUACUCCCGAAUGCCCUUCCCCCUCCCUGGCAUCGUGGCCCACGGGCACUGCCCCGACGACGUGGACUACCGGACCAACCCAGCGGUGAAGCCGCCCUACUCCUACGCCACGCUCAUCUGCAUGGCCAUGCAGGCCAGCCAGCGCUCCAAGAUCUCCCUGUCCUGCAUCUACUCCUGGAUCACCGACAACUACUGCUACUUCAGACACGCAGACCCCACCUGGCAGAACUCCAUCCGCCACAACCUGUCCCUGAACAAGUGCUUCAUCAAGGUGCCCCGGCGGAAGGACGAGCCGGGGAAGGGGGGCUUCUGGAGGAUCGACCCCCAGUACGCCGAGCGCCUGCUGAGCGGGGCCUACAAGAAGCGCCGCAUGCCCCCCGUGCAGAUCAACCCCGCGCUGCAGGGCCGGCUCCGGCCGGCGCCCCUCAGCGUGGACGCCCGGUCCCAGCGGCUCCUGCAGGAGUUCGAGGAGGCGACGGGGGCGGAGCAGCGAUGGGACCCCCAGCUGGCGGAGGGCACCAUGCUGGGCUCCUGGCCCGUUAGCCGGGUGGUCGGCCGCAAGAGGAAGCCCCCGCCGGGCUGCCGGGCCCCCGGCUCACAGGCCAAGGGCCCCCGGCGCUCCAGCUCCCCCCUGCUGUGUGUGGAGGAGCAGAAGGAGCUGGGCUCCCUGAAGGGCAGCUUCGACUGGGACGCCCUGCUGGACUCGGCGCUGAGCGGGGACCUGAGUCUGGACGGGCCCCUGAGCCCCAUCCCCAAGGAGGACCAGGACCUCACGGUGCACGGGACCCAGAUCUUCCCCGCCGAGGCGCCCGGGGGCAGGGGGGCGGACCGCCACAACCCGGACCUGGAGGAGGAGACCUUCCUGGCCACGGCCUUCCUGCAGUGCCCCUGGGUGGAGGAGGAGGUGGAGCAGGGCCCCGGGGACUACCUCUGCACCUCCACCGUCAACCUAGAGCAGCUGUUUGACCUGGGCGACCCCCUGGUGGGCCCCGGGGAGACCCUGAGCGAGGCUCUCCUCUGAUGAGAGACCCUGCAGAGAGAACCCCCCCCCCCCGGAGCAGUCCUGGCCGGGACCACUCCGGCCUCCUGGACCUAAGGGACCCCGAGGCCUGACUUUGUAAACAAGCAUUAUCUUUCUUGUUGUUGUUUUGUACUGCUGAUGGCGGAUGAGGAACAUCCCAGAUAGAUGCCACUUAAUGCACCGCAGUGGGAUCUAAACCAAACGCCUUCCCCUGGUGGGACCCUGGAAACUGAUGUUGCGGGACUUUGGUCGCCGCGGCAACAUGCUUGCCAGCCGAAGUCUUUGUUUACAUGCGGUCAUGAUACCCGUAGGUGUUGAAUGACAUGGCUACAGGAUGCCUAUUGGUUGCCCGCCGCAGGGCCAUGAGACGUCACAGCCAAUAGAAAUUCAUGUUGCAUUGGAACAGGAAGUGGGAGGACCGAUGGCUACCCCAGAGCAGUAUGGCUUCCUGUUCGGUAUGGCGACCAGGGCUUGAGAAUUAUUGCCAAAUUGUUCUGGUUCAGAAGAUUCACCCCAGUUUAGACGUGGCUCUUUUUGGUACUAACUGUAUUCACAGUUUUUUUUAUUAUUAAUUCAGUGUGUUUCAUGAGAUGAUUCAUUAGUUCUUGUUAAGUCUAAACAACAGGAGAUAGAGGGAGGGAGGGAGGAGGGGAGGGAGGAGGGGAGGGAGGAGGGGGGAGCAAGAAACUCUGGCAACUUAACGUCUUCUUUCUUAGGGCAAGGGCCGCGUUACUUGAAUGCUGCGUUUCGCUGGGUUGAUCCUGAGUCACGUGCUUAUGCGGGGAAUACCAGGAACGACGAAGGAAAACAAAAGGAGAAGCGUUCAGACUCAGUGAGUUGUGACGAUGCGGCUGGUAAAUGAAUAUCCAGUUCCGCUCCAACAAACACAGACGCUACGCUGGCAGAGGUCACCAGAUAUCU